AUGCUGAAAGAAGAAGCACAGAUGGAUUGGAGAUACAACCUUUGCGCCAAUGCAGCCAACUGGGUGUUGCUUGCGGGAUACGUGAUCAUUCCCGGAACGUUCACUUCAUUGAAAAAGUCCAGCGAAGUCCAAGAUGCGCUUCAAACGAAUGGUAACCCUCCCCUCCUUGUUAUCUCGUUUCUCUUUCUCAUUGCCGGGAGUGCUAUGUUGGGCUGGCUCUGGGCCAAGUUCAGCACCUGUUAUCCCUGGCUCAUCAACAAAAUUUUCCUGCCAGCUUGCCUUAACGCUAUUGCUGGGUUGCUGACAACGGCAGUCAACGUUUCGGUUUCGCAGGCUGGAACCUGCUCUGUGAUGGCUCUAACGACAAUUAUUGUGAUAGCAUUGACAUUCGUGCUGUUUGGUGUCUCAUUGAUGGUCUACAAAUUUGUCAAAUUGAAAAAGAUCUUGAAUGACGAUCAACUCGAAGGCCAGGCCCAGGCUGUCCUGAGAGAUCGCUGGCAUCCUGGCCUGCGAGCGGCGUUAUCCCAGGCCCAGACUGCCUUAGAUGAACACACAUCCGUAACCUUGGAAGCGACUGUUACGGAAGCUCUCGCUCUUUCUGAGCUCUUUAAUGGAUGUAUGCCUCCAACAGGCGUCGAAGCUGACGCCUACGCAGCUGGAGUCCCACAGAUGGCUAACCAACGGGCGCGAAGCGGGAUUAACCGACUGUGUCAUUAUCUUACUAAACUUUGCUUGGCGUACGUGACUGACAGCUCUCAGACCAAGAAAAUCUUAGGGGCAAAUUAG
Molecule: messenger RNA, 786 nt
Organism: Penicillium brasilianum
Lineage: Eukaryota; Fungi; Ascomycota; Eurotiomycetes; Eurotiales; Aspergillaceae
Source: the annotation of a GenBank genome assembly